Melanaphis sacchari is the source of this 1141-nucleotide messenger RNA. RefSeq names its product TATA box-binding protein-like protein 1. Bases 106 to 1011 code for a protein of 301 amino acids. Gene Ontology annotation, molecular function: DNA binding; general transcription initiation factor activity. The transcript is spliced from 2 exons. The record is from RefSeq and is a predicted model, not a curated record. Lineage: Eukaryota; Metazoa; Arthropoda; Insecta; Hemiptera; Aphididae. Gene Ontology annotation, biological process: DNA-templated transcription initiation.
CUUACAAUUAAAUUAUCAGUAUAGAAAUUUACCAUCUUUAGCUCCAAUUGCUAAUUUUGAUAAACUAAAGAGUAUAACUCUGAACACUUGGUCGAGUUUCCAAGGAUGACUUCUAUAGUUCAUCAAAAAAACGGAACAGACUUAAACAACUCAAUUUCUUCAUCUACAUUGAAUUCUAAUUCCAAUAUGAUCUUCUACAAGUCUGAGUUCCGCGAGCAGUCUGAGAAUAAUGCUCUACCAAAUAAACCAGUUCAAGACUGUUUGACUGAUAAUCCUAAUCUAAAUAUUUCUAUUAGUAAUGUAGUAACAAACUUCAGUUUAAAAUCACAUUUAAACCUACGAUACUUAGCUCUAAAUGGUAGUAAUAUAGAAUACAGACGUGAAAAUGGGAUGUUAACAAUGAAACUCCGUAAACCAAAUGCAACAGCCACCAUAUGGUCUAGUGGAAAAAUUGCUUGUACUGGUUCUACAUCUGAAACUCAUGCUAAAAUUGCAUCCAGACGUUUUGCUAGAAUCAUUCAAAAACUUGGUUAUCAUAAUGCUAAAUUUAGCAGUUAUAGGAUUGUCAAUGUUCUUGGAUCAUGUUCAUUACCAUUUCCGAUUAAAGUCAUACAGUUUUCGGAAAAGUAUAAAACAAUUGCUCAGUAUGAACCCGAGUUACAUCCUGGUGUUACUUUUAAGAUCAAAGAAUUAAAAGCUACAUUGAAAAUAUUUUCAACAGGCAGUAUUACAGUAACUGCUCCAAGUGUAAGGAAUGUUUACCAGGCAAUCGAGCAAAUUUAUCCCAUGGUAUAUCCAUUUCGUCGUGAAAAAACCGCAGAAGAUGAAAGAGUGAUACGCAAAUUAAUGACAAAAAAACGAAAUUUCACUGAUAUUGAUGAUAAUUUAUCAAUUUAUAACUCGGAAAACAGUGUAACAAAAAGAAAUUGUGAUGGAUUAGCCAUUGGCAUAGUAAAAGUUGAAAACAAUUUAGAAAAUAUUAUUAAAGAAGAAUAUGAAAAUGAUCUCUGAAAAAUAUUUCAGUUACCCAAACUGAACACCACUUACAGUUUAGUAAAUAACAGCAGAAUUUUUUUUAUAAUUUUUGUCAAAUGUUUAAAAAUAAAUUAUAACCUAAAAUGGAAUUAUUAAUAUUUUUAAA